This is a messenger RNA of Anisakis simplex (herring worm), 1308 nucleotides long. The record is from the annotation of a GenBank genome assembly. NCBI's taxonomy places the organism in Eukaryota, Metazoa, Nematoda, Chromadorea, Rhabditida, Anisakidae.
GUGCUGCCGAAUGGUCAACCAGUUCUGGGAUGUGCAAGACCGACGUGUUUUGGAUGGGACCAAGAUGGCAAACCAUUCAGUCAAAACGCUCAAUUUUUUAGCAUCAACAAGAAUGUUGAUGGUUUCAUGAGGAAAUCGUUCGAUAAUGACAAAAAACUGCAGCAUGUCACUGAUGAGAGACAUACAUUCGUGCCUCAAAUUGCGCAAUGUGAACCAAGUUAUGAGAGUACUUCGUGUUCUCGUGUUGAUCAAUGGGUUGGCGGGAUUGCACCUGUGACAAACAAUGAAAAUGAACCACUGAUGUUGCAAUGUUGUUCAUACGAUGUUCUGAAAUCUUCGAGUGAUCGUGGUAUUGCCGUGGUGCAUGCGGGUGAGAUCGUGAUUGGUGGUGAGGUAAUGAAGAACGACAGGCAAUACGCUUUCGAUUAUAUUGCUAAUGUGAAGCGCAUGAAAGGUGCCGGUGAAAGUGCUGUUUACGAUGUGACCGUACGACGAUUCCCAUGUGUUCCUACACCAGGCGAACAGUUCUUAGACGUGGAAAAUUCAGUAGUUGAUGAGGUGGAGAAACGUUUUUCGUGGUCGGAUAAACUUCAGACAACAAAGCAGAACAGAGGAAGUGCGAUUGCUUUUCAGGCUCCUCUCACUGGAAUGAUGGAGCGGAUCGCCGUUCAACCCGCUCAAACCGUUGAAGUCGUACCACAAAAUGAUGAAAUUAUCCGAUUCAGAUGGUUCUUAAACGAAGAUCCACUUAUUUCAGCGAAGAUAUUGUUGUGUUUCGCUGGUGAUAGCCAAGUACAAAUGUCGAAUGGUGAAAUGAGAAGAAUGGAUGAUUUGAAAGUGGACGACUGGAUUUUGAGUGAAGAUGACGACGGAAAUACUGAAUACGUUCGUGUGAAAUCUUGGAUGCAUCGUUUACCUCAGCAGACAGCUGAAUUCUUGAAGAUCAAUUUGGAAAAUGGAAAGUCGAUCAAGCUCACUCCUAGUCAUUUCAUCUUCAGAACGAAAUGCUCUGGAGAAGACAGUUACGUUAUGCCUGGAGAGAUGGAUAAGAAAGCAGUAUGGGCUGAGAAGGUUCAACCUGGUGAAUGCCUCUAUUCACUAGAUACGGUAGCGAACAGGUUUAUUGAAACGAAAGUACUCUCAAUAGAUCGUGUGAAUGAAGUGGGAAUAUAUGCACCAUUAACUGAGAACGGUAAGAUCGUUGUGAACGGUGUACUCGCGUCGUGUUAUGUUGUUGUUGAGAGUCAGUCACUGCAACGAUACUAUUUCCAAGUGAAUACUACUCAUUUCUUUAUUCACUCCGCUUGA